Molecule: messenger RNA, 3435 nt
Organism: Colletotrichum spaethianum
Lineage: Eukaryota; Fungi; Ascomycota; Sordariomycetes; Glomerellales; Glomerellaceae
Product: actin cytoskeleton-regulatory complex protein sla1
Exons: 4
Coding region: 1-3435 (1144 amino acids)
Biological process (GO): actin cortical patch assembly; regulation of actin filament polymerization
Cellular component (GO): nucleus
Molecular function (GO): cytoskeletal protein binding; ubiquitin binding; protein-macromolecule adaptor activity
Source: RefSeq, a predicted model, not a curated record
AUGGGUUUCUUGGGAGUCUACAAGGCCGUAUAUGAUUACGUGCCGCAGGCUGAGGGCGAGCUCGCCAUCAACGACGGAGAUGUUCUCUAUGUACUCGAGAAGAAUGCCGAAGAUGACUGGUGGAAAGCCAAGAAGAAGGCCAGUGCCGAUGACGAAGAAGAACCAGAGGGGCUCGUCCCCAACAACUACGUUGAAGAGGCGCAACCCGUCGCAAAGGCACGCGCACUGUUCGAAUACACCCGGCAGACCGAUGAGGAGCUUUCCUUCCCCGAGGAUGCCGUCCUCGACGUAUACGACACGUCGGACCCUGAUUGGAUCUUGGUUGGCCUAGACGGCGAUUUUGGCUUCGUGCCAGCCAACUACAUUGAGAUGAGCGAAGCCGAGCAGCCCGAGGCUCUACCCUCACCCCCUCCAAUGCUGCCGUCUCGUACUGCGUCUGCCGCUACCGACGCAGACAGCUACUCCGAAAGGCCUGAGUCCACCUAUUCACCCGCUAGCUCCCAGGCCAACAACCCUGCCGCAGCUCUUGCAGGUGUUAUGGCCGGCCGUUCUGCGCCUCCUCCGCGUGCCGCGACCCCUCCCUUGUCACCGCAGUCUCCUGCUUCGGAGCUGUCAGACGACGAGCCGGUCAAAAGCCCGGCUCUGCCCGCAAGACCGACCUCCCAGGCUGCACCCGCACGCAUCCAGUCUCAGAGGUCAAUAGACACUCACCUAUACGACACCCCGGAAGUCAUAGAGGAACCACCCUACCGCGCCCCCGGUGGUUUCCAUAUGUACAACAUCAAUGAAAUGGUGUCCGUAAUGGGCAAGCGCAAGAAGAUGCCCACUACCCUCGGCAUUAACCUAGCGACAGGGAACAUCUUGAUUGCCCCUGAACGUGCGUCGGACGGUCCGUCUCAAGAAUGGACGGCGGAGAAAAUGACACACUAUUCUCGCGAAGGGAAACACGUCUUCCUAGAGCUUGUGAGGCCGAGCAAGAGUGUAGAUUUCCAUGCUGGUGCCAAAGACACGGCCGAGGAGAUCGUCGGCGCUCUGGGCGAACUGGCUGGGGCCGUUAAAGCUGAAGGGCUGCGCGAGGUCAUCCUGGCAGGCUCCGGAAAGACCCAAAAGAAGGGUCAAGUGCUCUACGACUUCAUGGCUCAGGGUGACGACGAGGUGACUGUCGCUGUUGGCGACGAUGUCAUCAUCAUUGACGACUCCAAGAGUGAGGAAUGGUGGCAAGUUCGACGCGUUAAGAAUGGAAAGGAGGGCGUCGUCCCCAGCAGCUAUAUCGAGGUCACAGGCUCCAUCGCACCACCCUCAAGCAACACCGGUUUGAACGCGGCGAGAUCGACUGUCGAACAGAACCGCCUGGAAGAGAUUAGGUUGACAAAAGAGGCUGUCAAGGCCGCUCAGCGAGACAGCUCACAGCAGGUAGGGCCAGGAAUGCCUCUACCAAAGCGAGGCAGUAGUCUUAUGGCAAGAGAAAAUGGUAAUAACUAUGGGCAGCGGAGCAAACGAGAAAACGGACGUAGCGAAGGCGGCAGCCAGGGCCGGUCUGGCAAAUCCAAGCCCGAUCCCGCUAAAGUACGCACGUGGACAGACCGUUCGAAAUCGUUCAGCGUCGACGCGCAAUUUCUGGGGCUCAAGGACGGCAAGAUUAACUUGCACAAGAUGAACGGUGUCAAGAUUGCAGUCCCUGUUGCCAAGAUGUCGGUCGAAGAUCUCGAAUAUGUCGAGCGUGUCACGGGCAUUUCUUUGGAUGAGGAUAAGCCGCUAUCAAACGUCAAGAAGACCAGGGCUUCCCAGACCGGUGCAGCCAGGGACUCGCCCCCCGCCGGACUGGGCGCCUCCGUGGGACAACCGCAGAAGCCUGAGUACGAUUGGUUCCAGUUUUUCCUUUCCUGCGAUGUUGCUGUGGGAUUGUGUGAACGAUACGCCCAGGCCUUUACCAAGGACUCAAUGGACGAAAGCGUUCUCCCGGACGUCGAUGCCUCGGUACUUCGUAACUUGGGUCUUCGCGAGGGAGACGUCCUCAAGGUUAUGCGAACAUUGGAUCAGAAGUUCGGCCGCACGAAGAACGGCGCCGAUAAAGCUAAUGGUGAAGGCGACGGCGCUUCUGGAGGUCUCUUCUCCGGCCCCGGCGGUGCCCUGCGGAACAACACCAGAAAGGGCAGGCCAGCCCCUGCGGUUCAGACAAGUGACGUUGUUGACCCUAAGGCGUUUGCCGCGAAAGGCGCUGGCUCCAGCGAGGAUGCUGACUCCACGCCUGCCUCGGCCUCUGCAACUCCAGCGACAGCCAAGACACCAAGCGGCUUCGACGACGAUGCAUGGGACGUAAAGCCGUCGAAGCAACCACAAGAGCCGCCGCGCCCCGCAGCUCCACCGACACCUGCACCUGUGCAACAUCCUGCCCAACCUGCGGAACAGCCAGCUCCGGCUGCACAAGUGCCAGCUCUCACUGGCUCUAUGCAGGAUCUGUCUCUUUUGACAAAACCUUUAGAGCCGCAGCGGACAGCUCAGCCGACGGGACCGAGUCCGGCCGUCAGCCAACCGCCGGCGCCGGCGCAAGCUCCCCAGCCCACAGGAGCUACACCGUCAUUCUUCGAUACAAUACGGCCGAACCCUACUGGCAUGCAGACACCACAGCAAACUAUUCAAAGGCAAAGACCGGCUCCACCGCUUACCACCACGAGUCCUGGCUCUCUGAUGCCUCCUCCGCCUGCGAGACCUCUGUCAGCGCCCCAAUCGGCCCAGCCAAGUGCCUUCGCUCCCCCGCCCUUGAUGCCUCAGAUGACCGGCAUCUCCCCUCAGGCUUUCCAGACGCAAGUCGCACCGCCAGGCCAGAGCUUGAACGACAUCAAUCAGGCGCGUUUGCAUCAGCAGUAUACCAUGCAACAGCAGAUGUCCCAGCAGCAGAUGCCCCAGCAGCAGAUGAAUCCUUACCCGAUCCCUCAGCAGCAACCGGUCCCAGAGGUCAUGGGCUUUAACCCGGGCAUGCAGCAAACUGCAAAUGCAGCCAAUGAUGACGGGUGCGCCUUCUCAAAGUCCUUUCGCGGACCCCAGCGACAAAGCCAGUUCUCUCCGAUGCAGGCACAGCCUACUGGCUUCCAGCUUGGUGCGAUGCAAGGCUUCAAUGCUCAACGAACUGGUAGCAUCAACUCCUUCUUGCCUCCUGCCAUGGAGCCGCAAAGAACCGGCCUACCGGGAUUCCAGCCUCAGCAAACCGGCAUGAGCGGCUUCAACAGUAUGGGUGGUACUGGCCCUGUGCAGCCUGCAGUUCAGCCUUUGCAACCGCAGAAGACAGGCCCUCCCCCGCCGGUCAGAUUCGGCGUCACAGGAGAUGCGAAGAAGUUGAUGCCGCAGGCGACAGGCCGGCGGGCUAACCUCUCUCAAGCAAGUAAGUCAACAAUGCCGCGCACGCCAUGGCUAAGAUACCCAAGAGGACUCGGCUAA